UUUUAACUUUUGGUAAGUGAUGUCAUUUCUGGACCCUUUAUAUAUUUUUUUCUUCUCAAAAUCUAUCAGGCACACUUUGGAACCUUUCUUCUUUGGAUUCUAUAAAGAUGGAACUGGUGGACCAGGCACUGAAUACUCUUACUCAGGAGGUACUAGUUCCUCACUCAGGGUGGAAGCAAGAUGGAAUACAAGAUGGAGAUAAUGGAAAAUCCAGACAUGUGGAGUGGGAGUCUGCUCUGGUAAACACAACUGGGUGUCUACGGAAUAUCUCUUCAGAACGUUCUGAAGCACGCAGGAAAAUGAGAGAGUGUGAGGGGCUAGUAGACUCUAUUGUUCACAUCUUGAGAUCAGAGGUUGGCCAUGGACAAGUGGACAGCAAGGUGCUUGUUAGUCUUCUGUAGUAGCCCUAUUUAUUAU
Bombina bombina (fire-bellied toad) is the source of this 417-nucleotide messenger RNA. RefSeq names its product catenin delta-1-like. Gene Ontology annotation, cellular component: cytoplasm; adherens junction; nucleus. Gene Ontology annotation, molecular function: cadherin binding. NCBI's taxonomy places the organism in Eukaryota, Metazoa, Chordata, Amphibia, Anura, Bombinatoridae. The coding region runs from base 108 to 401 and encodes 97 amino acids. The record is from RefSeq and is a predicted model, not a curated record. The transcript is spliced from 2 exons. Gene Ontology annotation, biological process: cell-cell adhesion; cell-cell junction assembly.